Schizophyllum commune H4-8 is the source of this 2334-nucleotide messenger RNA. Its product is annotated as acid protease. Lineage: Eukaryota; Fungi; Basidiomycota; Agaricomycetes; Agaricales; Schizophyllaceae. Gene Ontology annotation, biological process: proteolysis. The transcript has 5 exons. The record is from RefSeq and is a predicted model, not a curated record. Bases 295 to 1905 code for a protein of 536 amino acids. Gene Ontology annotation, molecular function: aspartic-type endopeptidase activity.
CCUCCAUCUGCUCCCCGCCGCUGAGCGAGUUGAACAGAGUCCUUGAUAACAAGGGCGCCUUUCUUUAGGACGGGCGAACGUCCUUGUCGUCGGCCUGUCAAAGUACCUAACAACAUUCAAUUGACUGCGCAUGCGCGAUCACGGAACCAAGUCUAAGGAAUGCGCAGCUGCUUCCGCCUACCUUGUCAAGCUCUUGUCUUCAGCGACGACCACGACCACGACGGGCAGGCCCAUCCUUCCUGACCCAAACGCUCUCUUCGAGCAGGCCUCGCUUUUCUCAUUCGGAUUCACACUAUGCGGGCGAACUUGUUCAUCUGGCUUUCACUUUCUUUCUACGCGCUCGCCUUUCCUUUAUACGAUGCGCAGGGCUUCGGACGGCGAUCUUUGACCCCGGGGGAAGGAAGGACGAAGGGCGGGAUACAUCUUCCCCUCGUCAACUCGGGGGAACCCAAGCUGCGUAGACGCGGCGGGGGAACAGGCGCCAUAGGGCUGGGCGAUUACUACGAUGUCACCUACAACGUCCUGCUGAACAUCGGAGGCCAGGACAUGCCCCUCGUGCUUGACACCGGCUCGGCCGAUCUUUGGGUCAUCUCCGACCGCUGCACGGACUGCAGGACGACGGGCGCGCAGUAUCCCCAGGACACCUUCACCAGCCCCGAGGGACUGUCCAUCUCCCUGCAGUACGGCGACUCGACGAGCGGCACCCGGGCCGAUGGCCUGAUUGGCACGGACAAGGUCAGCGUCGCGGGCCUGCAGCUCGACGACCAGUACUUCGCGGCUAUUAACAGCACGAACACCUCCGUGAUCGUCACCGACUCGUCAGGCAUCUUCGGGCUCGGGUUCCCCAUCAACAGCGCGAUCUGGCGCACGGUCUUCGUGAACGCGGCGAACAGCGGGACGCAGAAGCGGCAGUCGUCAGCCCUCACGGACUCGGUCAUCACUUCGUACGAUGAGCAGGGACCCUUCGUCGCACGCCUUGUCGCAAAUGACAUGCUUCAAGACUCGAUGUUCGCCGUCACGCUACAACGCGACACGGUUGAUCCUGGAGGAUCAGUCGGCAUGCUUUCUCUCGGCGAACUUCCGUCCGGGGUGAGCAACGACAGCUUAACAUGGUUGCCUCUCCGCACGUACGCGCCCGAGCAAGGCGGCCUCAGCCCACCCAGCAACUCCCCCGACGAAGCUUACCCCUUCACCUGGGAAGUCUUUCUUGACGCAGUCUACCUCGACGGCGAGAUGCUACCCAACUCAUCCCUUCCGAAGGGCGGCAUCGAGCCCUCCGCCCUCCUCGACACCGGCAACUCCCUCCUCCGCGGUCCCUCGGACGUCCUUCAGGCGAUCUCAGACAAGCUGGGUGGGGGCACCUUCCCCUGCUCCGAGCCACAUACGCUGGAGUUCGAGUUCGGGGGAAAGCGCUUCCCGGUCGACCCGCGCGACUUUGCGGUGCAGGCGUAUGAGGGUGAUAUCGAUAACUGUACCGCGACGCUCGCGGCAACCGAUACGCCCGAGCUGGGGGACGGGUAUCUGUAUAGCUGGAGUCUGGGGAUCCCGUUUUUGAAGAGUGUCCUUUCGGCAUACCACUUCGGUGACCUGGCCUACCCGUCGCGCGAUGCGCCGCGCGUGGGCUUGCUCUCGACUGUGCCCGACGACGCGAGCGACCUGUACAAGGCUGCGUACGCGGCUGCGUCCUCGAGCGGGAGCUUCUACUCUACGACCGAAACUGCUCCGACGGGUACGAUGUCUGCCUAUGCCACCAACGAAAACGGUGUCGCGCUCGCGAGCUCGACAGCAUCUGCGACUGGCAGCACCGGCGAUGGCGGCGACGACAACGCGGCGUUGGGAGUGUCGGUCAAUCUGGCGGCUGUUGCGGCGGCGGCGCUCGUGGCGGGAGGGGUGCUGGUAUGGUGAGGGCGAGACUCGUAACGUGUCUCUGAUCAGGAGCGCACGAGGAUCUUACUCUGGCCUAUGAAGUGGAUGCAGAGCGAUGUGGGCUUGACCUGUCGCUUGCGCGCCUCGGCCGCGCAGCCCGCCGCGGCUCGUUGUCGCAUGGACAUUGGAUCUAAGAUUGUCAUUGUUAUUGAUUGGAGGACUCCGCGUCAAGUUGCUUACUCACAUAGUACUAUUUCGUCGAUGUACUCCUACAGAUGUCCGUCUUGCGUAGCACUCUUAUAGCCGUGCGUAGACCUGCAGUCUUCCGUUGACCCAACUACAAGUUACAACCUAACUUACUAGUAUUUCGCUCGCAUAACAUAUGUAUCUGCUCACAGGUGUGUGUAUCAUGGCCGUGUAUGUCGACAGGUGUCUGCGCUGCGCCAAUGACAUCGUUAUUGUAUGUGA